Rotaria socialis is the source of this 606-nucleotide messenger RNA. NCBI's taxonomy places the organism in Eukaryota, Metazoa, Rotifera, Eurotatoria, Philodinida, Philodinidae. The record is from the annotation of a GenBank genome assembly.
AUGCAGUCAAAACUUAACGAUAAAGAUGAAUUGAUCGCUCGAUGUACCGAGGAGUUUGCUAAUGAUUUGACAGAAUUGAAAAAAUUGGAAAAUUUUCAUCUAGACUACAAACCAGAGAAAUUCUUUGAAUGGUAUACAAAAGAUGUGUUUGUCUAUCGUUUGCUGAAUAAAGCUCUUCCGAUUCAUUCAAAAAGAUAUGAAAAAUCAGCUCAUGCUCUAUCAAAAACAGGCACCCAUUCAUGUUUAAUUAUUGUGGCCAACGACUUUCAAAAGAUGAAUAGAAAAAUUUGUCCGACCGUUGCCAACAUUCAUCUCGAUGGAUAUAAUUCUGAUGAUGAAAUGAGAGUAUUACUCGAAAUUACUACUGAUCCAAAACUUACAGACGGUGUACAACCCUUGUCUAAUAUAACAAGAUUUAGUCAAUAUCCAGAAGAGGAAGAAGUGCUUUUUAUGGCCGACAUUAUUUUCUCGUUUACAGAUGUGAUCAUUGGAGACUCAUUUUCAGCAGUCAAGCUAGAACUACGCAGCGAAGAAGAUAACGAUUUAAAAUCACUUUUUGAGACAUUACUCAAUGAAUAUCGUUCUAUUCAAAUUGUAGUGAUAUGA